This is a messenger RNA of Callorhinchus milii (elephant shark), 3767 nucleotides long. RefSeq names its product G1/S-specific cyclin-D2. Gene Ontology annotation, biological process: regulation of cyclin-dependent protein serine/threonine kinase activity; mitotic cell cycle phase transition; positive regulation of G1/S transition of mitotic cell cycle. The record is from RefSeq and is a predicted model, not a curated record. Gene Ontology annotation, cellular component: cyclin-dependent protein kinase holoenzyme complex; nucleus; cytoplasm. NCBI's taxonomy places the organism in Eukaryota, Metazoa, Chordata, Chondrichthyes, Chimaeriformes, Callorhinchidae. The transcript has 5 exons. Bases 49 to 924 code for a protein of 291 amino acids. Gene Ontology annotation, molecular function: cyclin-dependent protein serine/threonine kinase regulator activity.
AGAGAGAGAGAGGGAAAGAGAGAGAGAGAGAGAGAGAGAAAAAAAAACAUGGAGCUGUUGUGCUGCGAGGUCGACGCGAUCAGGAGAGCCCUUCCCGAUCGAAACCUACUCUACGACGACCGGGUCCUGCAGAACCUGCUGACCAUCGAGGAGAGAUAUCUGCCCCCGUGUUCGUAUUUUAAAUGCGUUCAGAAGGACAUCCAACCCUUUAUGCGGAGGAUGGUCGCCACUUGGAUGUUGGAGGUCUGCGAAGAGCAGAAAUGCGAAGAAGAAGUCUUUCCUCUGGCAAUGAAUUACUUGGACAGGUUUCUAUCGGUUGUGCCGACUCGAAAGUGUCACCUGCAGUUGCUGGGAGCAGUUUGCAUGUUCCUCGCCUCCAAACUCAAAGAGACUAUUCCACUGACGGCUGAGAAGCUUUGCAUUUACACCGACAAUUCCAUCAGAGCGCACGAGCUGCUGGACUGGGAGUUAGUAGUUUUGGGCAAGUUGAAGUGGAACCUUGAAGCUGUAACUCCACACGAUUUUAUUGAACAUAUCCUGAAGAAACUUCCCCUUCCUAAAGACAAGGUGCCUUUGAUCCGAAAGCAUGCACAGACGUUCAUUGCCCUUUGUGCCACAGACUUCAAGUUUGCCAUGUAUCCACCGUCAAUGAUUGCAACUGGAAGUGUGGGGGCAGCAAUUUGUGGACUUCAGCUUGAUAUUGUGGACAGUUCACUCUCCAGUGAUAACCUGACAGACCUCCUGGCCAAGAUUACACACACAGAUGUGGAUUGCCUGAAAGCAUGUCAGGAGCAGAUUGAAUCAGUGCUGGUUAGCAACCUGAGGCAGGUUCGACACCAUCAAGGGCAGAGUGACCCUUCGAAGACGGUGGAUGAACUGGAUCAGGCCAGCACUCCCACAGACGUCAGAAAUGUCAACCUGUGAGGGGAUUGCGGUGCGGAAAGAUCCUGCUUGCUCUUCUCUUUAGGAAGAAAUCUUUUUCUUUCCUUCUAAAAAAAAAAUGCUCCCACAUAGAAACUAUCUAAAGCUUCUUUUAGAAAAAAAAACCCUGAUAUUAAAAAAACUAUGGUGCCUAUGGUGUUCUGCAGAAGGGAAUCCCACCUUAUCUGUUUGCAUAAUUGCUGUUUUAAUUAUAUUAUCAGUGAUGAACAUGCUUUUAAAAAAAAGCAUUAAAAAAAUAGCUAGCUGAAUGCAGGCCUGCAUAUGUGGGAUCAAACUUUUAGGUAUUACUGUUCUAUGUUAUGAUGCAUACACCCUUUUCAGAUUUAAGAAAGGAAAUGUGUGUGCGUUUUGUGGCUCGACUUAGAUUGCAAAGCAAUAGCCUGAGGGAUUGGGGAUGGUUGCUGGGAAAUGUCUUUUUAUUGAGUGAACCAUUUUUGAUACAGAAGAACUGUAACUGCCUUAACACAUGUAAAUGUUUCUCAUCAGUUUGUUUGUUAUGUGUCAAGCAACGCUUUAGAUGUACCGUUUUGCCUUAAGUAAUCAGUGUGUGUGUGUGUGUGUGUGUGUGUGUGGAAGGUUGCUUUCUUAAUCAACUUUCAUCUCCUCUCCUGUCUCUGUCUCACUCUCGCUACUUCCGAAUGUACUUCUUGCUUUCUUAUAUGUGUGUAUCCUCACUUUGAUGUGUUCCUUACUGAUUCCCUCCCCGAUCCCGACGCCCAGCUCGGGUCCAAACCCCUGUCUGUCCAGCGCCUUGGAACGUUCUCCCGACAUGAACGGUGCUAUACAAAUGUAAUAUUGUAUUGUAUUAACUUCCUUUAUGUAACAAUGUCAAGUUCCCUGUCCCUUGUUUACUCUCCCUGUAUCUAUGAGUUUGUCUCACUUACACUUUCUCUGUGUGUAUGUCAGGCUUUCUGUCUGUCCGUCUCUCUUGGUUUCUCUCUCAAUGUCUAUCUGACUUGCUGGUUCCUCCUUCUUCUUCACAAAUGGUUCAUUCUGCUCACAGCAGCAUUUUUAGCUCCAGGUAGAGCCUGAGUCUGUAACUGUGGGCCAAACCAGAGUGUUGAAUGAUUGCACCCAGGGAACUCCUGAUCCGACUGCCAAUCAGCUAAUUACACUGCCAUGGAACUCUGCAUAGGAAGACGUAGAAAGGGUUGUUCGAGUUGGUGUAACCUUUCGGCCACGGUUGAUGAUCUUACACGGAGAUCUCAGCCCUUUGACUCCCUAGUAUUUUACGUGGUCAGAGCAGAUGAAACAGAACGACUUCCUUCCACUUUUACAAAUGUGCCUAAAGAUAGAAAAAAAUAACCUUUUACAUACCUUUUUAUCUGUAUACAUACAUUGGUCCACAGUUAGCAUUAUUGUAAACCAUUUCAUUUGAAAAGCACUUUGAAUAUAUUUCCCAAGGGAUGAAUGGGAUGGUUUAUGAAAUUGAUUCAAGUUUUUUUUUUGUUUCCCAGUAUCUGGUGUAUUAUAAAUAAUUAUGGUGUUGCUGGAAAUAACAACGCCUUCGGUAUAGAAGACAUUCCAGUUUGGGUUGCAACAUUCCACAGAUGUUCAGUAACUUCACGUUAUUUUCAGUGUCACAGAAGAAGGAUCUUACGUGCCACAGGCGUGCAGAGCCGUGGACAUUCCGAUGAGAAUCAUGGCUUGCGCAAGGAGCGGCAAACAUCAUGGUUCACAACUUGUUGUUAUUUGAGAAAAAUUGUAUUCGGUCUACUUGAAUUUUUCUGCUCCAUCGUUAUGGCAUAGAUGGUAAAAGAGUUGGGGCGGUGUUUAUUUGCACAUGUUUUGAUAACAGUCUGAAAUUUGCAAAACGAAGCUAUUGAUCGAAACGUCGAAAUUGGGAUUUGCAAAAGGUUGGACUCGAGAAAGUAUUUGGGGGGAGAAAAUAGAUUUUUUUUGUUGAGUUGACACAGGCUGACCUGGGUUGAUGAGGGUAGAAAAUGGAGUAAGAAUCUUUAUUUUGCGCUGCUAUGAAGCUAUGAUUUGUUUCAUUCUUAUUCACAUUAACAGUACUUGGCUGUAUUGUUUCACUGAGUGUGCUGCUAUUUUAUAAACAUUUUUAUAAUAUAUUAUUUUACUGCUUAAGUUUCAGAAUCCUGAAGUAGUGGGUAAAUGAAAACAUGAGUACAUUGAUUUACUGGAAAUGCCCCUGUACAGUUUUUUUUUCCGAUAUAGUGUGUUCAUGAUUUUCUUCUUGUCACAUUCUGCAAAGACAGCAUAGUUACCUCAGGUUUACUGGACAAUAAAAUGGUUCCCAUCCACAGUACCUCACAAUAUUACAGUUGUUUUUUGGGGGGAGCCUUGCAAACUUGGUUGGUAUAAAAGCAAUGGGGUUGGCAGCACAGUGCUUGUGUAGUGCUACUUCAGCUGCGCGAUGCACAGGAAGGUUGCAAAGGCAUACAGCUCCCUUCUGGGCUCAGUAACAUUACCAUGUACCUCAUUCACUUUCAGAUGCACAACUCUGUUCUUCAACUUUUUUUGCUUUAACGAGUGUGAUGCCAUAUCAAUACAAUGUUAUUCUCUCACAUUGUGCUCUUAAUAUGUUGUGUGGUUCAUAUGGUUAGGAAUGAUUAGAUAGCACGUCUAGUUUGAGUACAAUGUGGAAAAAACUGUUGUGGGGGAGUAUGUGAUGUGGAGUUGAUGGGUACAAGGCUGAUGUAGUAGGUUUGUGAAUAAAUGUAAAAGGUCUUAUUUGUUCAUUUAUGAAAAGGCUUUUUUUAUUCAACUUAAAAUGAUGUUGAUUGGAUUGUAGAUGGUAAUACGAACUGUUGUGUGAAGGAAAUAGGCAUGCCUUAUGGACAAUAAAGUCACUUGGUCCUAAA